Molecule: messenger RNA, 3968 nt
Organism: Botrytis porri
Lineage: Eukaryota; Fungi; Ascomycota; Leotiomycetes; Helotiales; Sclerotiniaceae
Exons: 2
Coding region: 657-3530 (957 amino acids)
Biological process (GO): protein phosphorylation; signal transduction
Molecular function (GO): protein binding; ATP binding; protein kinase activity
Source: RefSeq, a predicted model, not a curated record
CCUCAAUCCCUAAUCCCUAAUCCCUAAUCCCUAAUCCCUAAUCCCUAAUCCCACUCACAUGGGUACACUCGCACGUACUUGUAUUGCUCAACCCCCCGGUGCCUCCAGUACCUCCCGUACCUCCAGUGCCUCCAGUGCCUCCACCUCCUUCCUCUCAGUGUCUGUUCUUCAAAUUCUAUCCCACCCAUCUCCACAAUCCACGUAUCUUCGAUAGAGCUUUACCAGGUGUUUAUAUCUAUAAACUCUUAUUAAAAUAGAUCCUGGAAGAUCUAUAUCGACCAUACAAGAAGAUCGACGUAUCUUGCAACACAAUCAUUGAGCAAUUGAGCUUUCAUUCGCAUAUACAUAAAGCACCCACUACCUACACCUACCUAUCCAAAAAGAAGAAAAUAAGAAGUCGUCCCAAACCACUUCAAUUCACUCCAACCUAUCGACACUCCCUCUGAAGCAUUUGAUCUUCGAAUCUUUCAAACAAACAACUGCCAUCUCAUCUUUAUAUUCAUUCGUCGGACCUCAGAUCUCUCGACUUGUUUUCGCAAAUAAUCAUCUCGCCAAGUUUAUUCACUGUUACUUACUACCCAUUCGCUCCUGCUUUUCCAAAUCGAUUUCGCAUAUUUAAUCAACAACCUUCAUGCCCAUUGAAUGACAUCCACGCAAUGGCAAUGCUAGCUUCAAAGAAUCCCUUUCCCGCUUCGCUGGGCCCCUCCUCAUCUUCCUUUUCUUCUAAUUCACAAACAGCCACUACUCAAUCGAGUAGAAGAGCGCCCGCCAUGUUGGCCUCAAAUCAAACAUUCGCGAGCCCGACAGAAUCCGAGUUUUCAGACGUUGAUGGUCCAGAGUCUGCGAAAAGAUGGGACGAGGAUCAAGUUGGCGACUGGCUAAGGAGCAUCAACUGCGACGACUACGAGAAGUUAUUCAAGAGAAACAAUAUCAAUGGCGAGAAUCUUUUGGAGAUGGACAAGGCAGUACUUCAGGAAAUGGGUAUUGAAAAGAUAGGAGAUCGCGUUCGUUUAUUCUUGGGCAUCAAGAAGCUCAGGACGAAGGCGUAUGCCAACCAGAAGAAAAGAAAUAGGGAUUCUUUCGCGACGUUGGAUACUUUUGAACACACUCCAUCUUCCUCUGGCUCUCCUCGCCCCACAAACUCUGGGAGUCGAAACAUGGCUACAUCUACCAAUAAGAGAUUCUCAAGGCAGUUUGAUACAUUCAACACCGCGACAGCGAUCCCCGAGAACGUUAGCAAAGCAGUUUCGCGACCCGUCUCACCUUUAACAAACUCUGAAGCUCGACCUGUACGACAACAACAAAGAUAUGGUGUCAUGAGCCCCGCAGAACAAAUGAAGCGAGACCAAAACCAGGGAUACUUUAAUGGUUCAAGCAACAUUAGCAUACCAGGCAGCGCUGCAACUGUUUCCGGAAGACGUCCCACCACUCCAUCUGAUCCCACACAACCACAGAUAGCUCGGCUAGCUACUGGCCAUACUCGAGCCAAUCCCAGCAUCGACGGCUCACUUAUGGCUUCAUUGCCAACAAACCAAGAUGUCAUCAGAGUGAUAUCUUCUAAAGGUGUCACAAAGGUGGUCAAGGUUGCAGAUUGUAGCUCUUGUGACGAGGUGAUGCGAUUGACUCUGAGAAAAUUUGGCUACCGUGAGGAUCAUGAUCGGAACUACUGUUUCUGGGUUCUUGCUGGUGUUGAUCCGGACCCUAGCCAAUGCCGUCGAUUGCCAGAAGCUGAACUUUGGCGUAUCAUCAAAGAUCAAAAGAGGGCAGAAAGAAACCGACUCAUCCUGCGAAAGAUACACGCAGGUGAACCUGGCGACGACGAGCUACAGCGAGCCGCUAGCAUCGCGUUGGAGGAGGCUACAACGACUCACAGUCGCGCCAUUGAAACAUCUGAUAACAAGCGCAGUCAACUCAAAGUCCAGAAAAUGCUCGGAGAAACCUGGAAUGACAAUCUUCAGCAUCCACUGUCACCCGCCUCGUUUCAAUCCACUGGAUCCAACUUGUCCAUUACCGAGAGAGAACGUAAUGUGUAUAACGCGGCUAAGGAUCUCGAAAGGCCAUUGCCAGCCGACAUGAGGGAGAGCUCAAGACAAAAGGCGAGCAAGAAAGGUGGCGGUCUACGCCACUUCUUUGGACAAAGGCCUCCAAGUGAAUUGAUCACAUCAGAUUUGACGACAUACUUCCCCGACCAUCCGCGUGAAGAGAUUGAUCGUACUGCCAGACUUUCACUGCGGAGAUCCACUCGUCUAAGUAAGGUCAACAGUCGUUUGAGCGUUGCUAGUAAUCUGAGCUUUGCUUCGAGCGUAGCGGAUGCACCUCCAAUGCCAACAAUUGCCGACACUUGGCUCAUGGGAAAUAGUCAAUUGGCAAAAAUCAGACCAUUGGACCUUUCGAGGGCAACCAGUAGUCGAUUUAGAGAUUCGGUGGCUUCUUCAUUACUUGACAUCGUUCAAGAAGAAUCGCCAACCGAGCCAAAUCGCAAAUCUUACGUCUCAUUUGCGACUGACAGCGGAUCUGACACUACCAAUGUUAAUGUAACUACUGACGAUUCAAGUAGCGUGAGAGAUAGCUACUUUGAAGAUGGCAGCACAGAAGCUGGAGAUUCUCUGAAAGAAAUUACCCAAGCUCUGAAUAAUGAUGGAGAGGAAUUAGAUGAGGAACUAGAGAGUUUCUUACAGGGCGACUCUUGGGAUGACAGUAAAUGGAUGAAGGGUGCACUCAUUGGUCAAGGUUCCUUUGGUAGUGUUUUCCUGGCUUUGCAUGCUGUCACUGGUGAACUUCUUGCGGUCAAGCAAGUCGAGACACCUUCGCCAAGCACAGACAGUAAAAACGAUGCUCGCAAAAAGAGUAUGAUUGAUGCUUUGAAGCGCGAAAUCAGUUUCCUGCGUGAUCUCCAGCACCCCAACAUCGUCCAGUACCUUGGAGCAAGCUCAUCUGAUAACCAUCUCAACAUUUUCCUAGAAUAUGUCCCUGGUGGGUCUGUCCAAACCAUGCUUAACUCCUAUGGCGCAUUGGGAGAGCCUUUAAUUCGAAGUUUUGUGCGACAAAUUGUUACUGGCUUGGCUUAUCUCCACGGUAAAGAUAUUAUUCACAGAGAUAUCAAGGGGGCAAACAUCCUUGUUGACAACAAGGGUGGAAUCAAAAUCUCUGAUUUUGGAAUCUCGAAAAAGAUUGAAGCAUCAAAUCUUCUUAAUGGGCCUGGCAACAACAAGAACCGACCUUCUCUACAAGGUUCUGUCUUUUGGAUGGCACCUGAGGUCGUCAAACAAACCGCCUAUACACGCAAAGCUGAUAUUUGGUCACUCGGCUGCCUUGUCAUUGAAAUGAUGACAGGUACUCACCCAUUCCCUGAUUGCUCUCAACUGCAGGCUAUUUUCAAGAUUGGUGGUGCACGAAUCAGCCCUACAGUACCAGAUGAGGCUAGCUCCGAUGCAAAGAUCUUUUUGGCUUCAACUUUUGAAGUUGAACAUACUAAACGACCAAGUGCUGACGAGCUGCUACUCAGCCCAUUUCUGAACCCAAUCACUUGAUUAUGUUAUUGAAGAAUCUUGUGUGGCACCUGUAUUAUGUUAGUAUAUGCUUCAAAUGCAUUGCAAGCGCUGGACAUUGCAUCGUAUUGGAGUUUCUACUUUCAGCAUAUUCAUUUUCUUGUACACUUUUUUCACCUUUUUUCUUUUCUUUUUUUGAUGUCGUAACGAAAUACGAUACCCAACGCUUCCUAUGGAUUUAGGCAUAAUAAGGGUACAUAACAUAGACGCACGGAUGACGGGAGGAAUGAACUGUGACAUCACUGGUUGAUCUCUUCUUUUGGUGGCAAGCAGGUACAUUUUAGGAGGGAAAAAUGAAGGUGGACAUUAUGACACAAUGUAUCCAAAAGGGGUGAAAUGGAAAGAUGGAAGAUACGUAUGAAAAAGUUGCGGGAUUUCAAAGUGUACAAAUAUAGGGUAGUAACCGAUAUGAUCAUCAUG